AAGGAAGGGGGAGGAGUAGGGCAGUAGCUUUGGGGAUGGAGGGGAACGUGCCCUGCUAUUUUGCUAUAGUUUGGGAGGAGCUGAUGUGACAUGCCUGGGACUCAGUGAGCACCGAGUGAACGCUGGAGGUGUGCUGUCUGCACCAGUGACCUGAAGCUACCUUAUCCACCCUGUGGGCUCCCUCCUCAUCAGUUUUUCUGUACAUGUGUUUGGGGUAGAGGCCUUCUAUGCCAUGGGAAACCAUUUUCUGCUGGUGGUAUGGGAGGAGCGCACCGAAAGAUGUCUGCCUUAUUGUUCCUGAACGUGUAUUUCUCUGCUGUCACUUCCAGAGCCUCCUGAGAUUCUGCUUGGGCACCUCCAGCAUUUGGCCUCUGCUCAGGUCAGACAGUUCUCUCCUUAUUGGCAUAAAGCCUUAUGAGAGAAAAAAGCAACUAACAAAACACAGAAAUAAGAAGGAUUAUUCAAUAUGCAGUUUGCAGGAUGCCCAUGGCAACAUUGAAAAUGAAUUCCUUAUUUUCACCAGAUAUUCUUAUAUGAGAAGACACGUUUCAAACAGUUUGAAUCGUUUUUCUUCUGUUGGACCAGCAUGGCAGGAUUCAAGCGAGGAUACGAUGGGAAGAUUGCUGGAUUGUAUGAUCUGGAUAAAACCUUGGGCCGAGGUCACUUUGCAGUGGUUAAGCUUGCCAGGCAUGUCUUUACAGGUGAAAAGGUGGCAGUAAAAAUUAUUGAUAAGAUAAAGUUGGACACACUAGCCACUGGUCACCUUUUCCAAGAAGUGAGGUGCAUGAAACUAGUGCAGCAUCCCAACAUCGUGCGUCUCUAUGAAGUGACUGACACCCAGACCAAACUGUAUCUCAUUCUGGAACUUGGGGAUGGAGGAGAUAUGUUCGAUUACAUAAUGAAACACGAGGAGGGACUUAAUGAAGACUUGGCCAAGAAGUACUUUGCUCAGAUAGUUCAUGCUAUAUCUUAUUGCCAUAAACUCCACGUGGUUCACAGGGACUUGAAACCUGAGAAUGUGGUCUUCUUUGAAAAACAAGGUCUUGUGAAGCUGACGGACUUUGGUUUCAGCAACAAAUUUCAGCCGGGGAAGAAGCUCACUACCAGCUGUGGGACUCUCGCAUAUUCUGCGCCAGAAAUUCUGCUUGGGGAUGAGUAUGAUGCACCUGCAGUAGAUAUAUGGAGUCUGGGAGUGAUCCUUUUCAUGUUGGUAUGCGGGCAGCCACCCUUUCAAGAGGCCAAUGACAGUGAAACAUUGACAAUGAUCAUGGAUUGUAAAUACACGGUCCCAUCCCAUGUGUCUAAAGAAUGUAAAGACCUGAUCACCCGGAUGCUACAGAGAGAUCCCAAGAGAAGGGCCUCUUUAGAAGAGAUUGAAAACCAUCCUUGGCUUCAGGUGGACCCUUCGCCAGCCACCAGGUAUAACAUCCCCCUGGUGUCCUACAAGAACCUCUCAGAGGAGGAGCACAACAGCAUCAUUCAGCCCAUGGUGCUCGGGGACAUAGCGGAUCGAGAUGCCAUUGUCGAAGCCCUGGAGACCAACAGGUACAACCACAUCACGGCCACGUACUUCCUGCUUGCCGAACGGAUCCUGAGGGAGAAGCAAGAGAAAGAAAUCCAAACCAGGUCUGCCAGCCCCAGCAACAUCAAGGCCCAGUUUAGGCAGUCGUGGCCCACCAAAAUCGACGUGCCCCAGGACCUGGAGGAUGACCUCACCGCCACUCCCCUGUCCCACGCGACCGUCCCUCCGGCUCCUGCUCGGGCUGCCGACAAUGUCCUCAAUGGCCACCGGAGCAAAGGCCUGUGUGACACGGCCAAGAAAGACGACCUCCCCGAGUUGGCUGGGCCGGCAUUGUCCACGGUGCCGCCGGCAAGCUUGAAGCCCGCGGCCAGUGGGCGGAAGUGUCUGUUCCGGGUGGAGGAAGACGAAGAGGAGGAUGAGGAGGAUAAGAAACCCAUGUCCCUCUCCACGCAAGUGGUCCUGCGCCGGAAGCCCUCGGUGACCAACCGGCUGACCUCGAGGAAGAGCGCCCCGGUGCUGAACCAGAUCUUCGAGGAAGGGGAGUCCGACGACGAGUUCGACAUGGAUGAGAACCUGCCUCCCAAGCUGAGCAGGUUAAAGAUGAACAUCGCCUCCCCAGGGACGGUUCACAAACGCUACCACCGGAGGAAAAGCCAGGGCCGCGGCUCCAGCUGCAGCAGCUCGGAGACCAGCGACGACGACUCGGAGAGCCGCCGGCGGCUCGAUAAAGACAGCGGCUUCACCUACUCCUGGAACCGCGGGACAAGCAGCGAGGGGCCGCCGGGCAGCGAGGGCGCCGGGGAGCUGGUGCAGAGCCUCAAACUCAUGGGCCUCUGCCUGGGCUCUCAGCUCCGCGGGGGCACCAAGUACAUUCUUGACCCGCAGCACGGCCUGUCCUUCUCCAGUGUCAAGGUCCAGGAGAAGUCCACAUGGAAGAUGUGCAUCAGCUCCGCGGGCAACCUGGGCCAGGCCCCCGUGGUGGGCAGCCUCAAGUUCUUCUCCGACCACGUGGCGGACAGCACCACUGAGCUAGAACGGAUACAGAGCAGGAACCUGAAAAACAACGUGCUCCAGCUACCUCUGUGCGAAAAGACCAUCUCUGUGAACAUCCAGCGGAUCCCCAAGGAGGGGCUGCUGUGCGCCUCCAGCCAGGCCACCUGCUGCCGCGUCGUCUGACAGUGGCCGCCUGGCCACUCGCACUCUUCCUGCUCAAAGCAGUGAAGACCCGCUCCCUUCACUGUUUGCUCUCGGUUUUACCCUCUCAGCGGGCAGUUAUUUAUUACGCUUCCCUUCGUUCGCCUGGCGCUGUGACAAUGCAUGGUCCUUGUGCAUGCUGCUGCUAGACACUGCUUUUCUGUUCCAGCCGAAAAGUCAAUCUCGUGUGUCACUUUUACAUUCAGAAUUUUAGUGUGGAUGAUCAGGAUUAAAUUAAAAUGUAUAUUUGGUACCUAAUAUAAAUGGAGCACUUAGAAAUUUGAUGUUCCGCACUUAACCUAGACAGAGAAAACAUGCUUGUAUUUCCUUGUUGAAAAAUCUAAAUUCCUGUCCUGACCUUGUUACACGGAGACUCCGUGCUGUGGGGCACACUCUGGUGUCCGAUACAGAACCAAAGCAAUAACGGUGAGAUGCCGACAGGCCUGGAGCCCGCGGACGUACCCGCCAGCUUUCGGAGGCUGCGCGGGACAGAGUACAGCCAACGUCUGCACUAGAACCUUAAACCGAGAUUUCAACAUACCCACACCUGUUUGUCUUAAGCUAUAGUGUGAAAAAAGUUUGGGCUCUUAAAAAUUAACUGAAAAAGAUUUUCUUGUUUUGUAAUAGGUGAGAUAAAGUACUUAGAUUUAUAAGGCAGCUUCCCCUGUAGUGGUAAAUGACAAGCAGACAAUCUUAUUUUGUAAUGUGUGAACUGAUGAUGUCUUAACUCUACUUAUAGAGUGUGUCUGUGUAACAGAACAAAAUGACGCUCGUGUAAACUCCUUCCCGCAGGGCACAGCCCAGGGUUUCCUUCAGAACCAUGUAGAUAGAAGAAACUGUAGGGCCUAACGUGGAGGCAAAGUGCACUCAGAGAGGGCAAAGUCAAAACCCGGUCAUUGAAAAAAACAUAUAUAAACACAUAUAUAUACACAUGGAUUGAUUUUUACGAGUUUGGUAAUUAGGUUGUCUCUUUUGUUACUUCCAUUUUAUAUCCUUUAGCUCAAUUAGCUAUGACAAUUGGCUAAUCAAAAAAUACACAUAAAAGGGUAGAAUGCACACAAUCAACAAACAAAACCUGCUUCAGUUUUGGUUUUUUGCUGAAAAUAUUUGUCACUUUGCCUUCCUGCCAAAACAAUAAUCAAGAACUCUUGCUUUAAACUAUUCCUGUACAGAGACUCCUUUUGACCAGAUAAUCAUCUUUAAAUUUUAUCUGUAGGCACAGUGUAUUGCACAUUGCUGAUUGCGGAAGGGGCCAGAUGCUACUUUUCUAUGCUGUGCCCCGAGGGGUCUUAGAUGCUUUAGCCGCAUUGGUGAUAGGAUGCGGCUGGGCCCGGGCCUUCCCACGCUCAUCAGCCUCCAGUGAGGUGUCUGGUCCACACAGUGGCGCAGCCCCAGGGGACGGCAUGCCAUUGGGCAAUGCCUCCACGUAUACACUGACCUUGCUACGUUAGUACCCAUCUGUUUUACUCAGAGCUCUGAAUUUCACUGUAUACUUACUAGACUAAGUAAAGAUGAUACUUCAAAUACUUCUUUUACUUUCUAGACCUAGGCUAGAUGUGUUUUAAGCUAUAGCUCUAGUUCAGUGUGAUAUUUAUAAUUGAAAGCUAUGAGAAUAGGUGUGUGGGUGAAGCCAUAGAACACAUUUGCUUGAAAUUCUUGAGCAGGGAUCUUAUAAAGGGCCAGAAAUAAGAUUUGUGGUUCACAUAGACAGUGAGCGUAACAUCUGUAUUAAACAUAGGAGAGAAGUUUAUAAAGGGCAUUGGCAAUAAACUCUUUGUUGCAGCUGUUUUCCAAGCAAUGUAAAUACUUUUUCCUGUGAUUAUGUAUAGCCUUGGAAUGGCACAUUUGAACCCGUAUGUGUUCGGUUUUCGUUGUGUUUUUUAUAUUCAGAUGUAUAUAUGGUGCUCACUCUAGGAUCAGCAGUGUUGACCAUUUAUGCUGCAUAGCUGUAUUAUAGCCUUAUUAGUUGUGUGUGGUUGGUUGGCCCUCUGGGUAGACAGAUGUUAGUCUGAGUGGUGUCUUACUCCUUUGUUCCUAACUGAGUGACUGUGCAUGUGUUGUAUGCCAUAGUAUGUUGUCCCAUAAAAGAGAGGGAGCGAAUAACCAUUACAUUAAGAUAAUAUUGGACCAAACUACUUACUUGCUCUAAACAGUUUCUUGUACCCCUUAACCUGUCUUCAGAAGUUGCAUAGAGUUACAGUAGUGUGUAAAUUAAAUAUUGUGGACAAUUAGUCUUGUAUUUUUCUGUAUGUGUGUGUAUAUAUAUACAUAUGUGUGUGUAUAUAUAUAUAUAUAUAAAAUAUGUACUUCUGACAAUUCUAUCUGUAUUUAAAGAUGUGACAAUCUUGACACCGACUUUAAGAAUAGCCGUGAGACUGAAUCAAAUUAAAGGUAUUUCUACCACGUAAGCGCUGAUGUGUGUGAAGCGUAUACAGAAUGAUCAACUGAUUGGUCAUUUGCGUCCACUGCGGGUUGAUUUUCCUCGCCGUGUGAACAUGGACAGGUCUGUGACAAGUGGGAGAAAACCCAAACAAUAAAGUGGCAUAUUGGUGUUCAGCAAUA
Messenger RNA from Myotis brandtii (Brandt's bat), 5278 nucleotides. RefSeq names its product SNF related kinase (gene SNRK). Gene Ontology annotation, molecular function: protein serine/threonine kinase activity; ATP binding; tau-protein kinase activity. Gene Ontology annotation, biological process: protein phosphorylation; intracellular signal transduction; microtubule cytoskeleton organization. The record is from RefSeq and is a predicted model, not a curated record. Lineage: Eukaryota; Metazoa; Chordata; Mammalia; Chiroptera; Vespertilionidae. Gene Ontology annotation, cellular component: cytoplasm.